This is a messenger RNA of Salvia hispanica, 222 nucleotides long. The record is from the annotation of a RefSeq genome assembly. Lineage: Eukaryota; Viridiplantae; Streptophyta; Magnoliopsida; Lamiales; Lamiaceae.
AUGGUUGGCUGUUCAUGGCCUGGCUGUACCUACCGUCUUUUUUUUGGGGUCAAUAUCAGCAAUGCAGUUCAUCCAACGAUAAACCUAAUCCCGAAUUAUAGAGCUAUGACACAAUCAAACCCGAAUGAACAAAGUGUUGAAUUGAAUCGUACCAGUCUCUACUGGGGGUUAUUACUCAUUUUUGUACUUGCUGUUUUAUUUUCCAAUUAUUUUUUCAAUUAG